Molecule: messenger RNA, 2530 nt
Organism: Brassica oleracea var. oleracea
Lineage: Eukaryota; Viridiplantae; Streptophyta; Magnoliopsida; Brassicales; Brassicaceae
Product: homeobox-leucine zipper protein HDG12-like
Exons: 9
Coding region: 159-2228 (689 amino acids)
Biological process (GO): regulation of DNA-templated transcription
Molecular function (GO): DNA binding; DNA-binding transcription factor activity, RNA polymerase II-specific; lipid binding
Source: RefSeq, a predicted model, not a curated record
UUUCUCUCUCUCUUGUUCAAAGUUUGAAACUUUGUUCCCUCUUUUUCUCUUUGUUGUGUUAAUAAUGGCGACAGCUGUGUGAUGGUCCAGAGUUCACUUGUUUGGUUACAAAAGGAUUUUUUACUGUUUCUUUGUAUACAAACACAUUAUACUUUUGAAUGAAGAUGGAGUUUCUAGGCGACAGCUCUGAAACGGACAAGAAGACAAUGAAAAAGAAGCGUUUCCACCGCCACACACCUCACCAGAUCCAACGCCUUGAAUCAGCUUUCAACGAGUGUCAACAUCCAGAUGAGAAACAGAGGAUGCAACUUAGCAGAGAAUUGGGUUUGGCUCCAAGACAGAUCAAGUUUUGGUUUCAGAACAGAAGAACUCAAAAGAAGGCACAACACGAGAGAGCUGAUAACUGUGCACUCAAGGAAGAGAACCAUAGGAUUCGUUGCGAAAACAUUGCCAUCAGAGAAGCUCUCAAACACACCAUUUGCCCCACCUCCUGUGGUGACGCUCCUUCUCAUGAAGACUCUUACUUCGAUGAACAGAAGCUUCGAAUCGAAAAUGCACACCUUAAAGAAGAGCUCGAAAGGGUUUCAAGCAUUGCAGCUAAGUUCAUGGGGAGGCCACUUUCUCAUCUCCCACCACUACUAAACCAGAUGCCAUUCCACGGUGGUCCUUCGCUUGAUUUUGAUCUUAUUCCUGGAAGUUGUUCUUCAAUGGCUGCUCCGACUUUACCAUCUCAACCAAACUUGGUUUUAUCAGACAUUGAUAAGUCUGUUAUGACCAACAUUGCCGUGACCGCUAUGGAAGAGUUGAUUAGGCUUACCCAAACAAACGAGCCUCUAUGGAUCAAAAAUGAUGGAGCAAGAGACGUUCUCAACCUCGGAAGCUAUGAGAAUAUGUUCCCUAGAGCAAGUAGCCGUGGAGGAAAGAAUCAUAAUGUUCGAGUGGAAGCGAGUAGAUCUUCUGGCGUAGUUUUCAUUAAUGCUAUGACACUUGUGGACAUGCUCAUGGACUCUGUUAAAUCUGCAGAGCUUUUUCCCUCAGUCGUUGUUGCGUCAUCUAAAUCUCUUGCAGUGGUUUCAUCUGGUUUGCGUGGAAACCACGGAGAUGCCUUGCAUUUGAUGCUUGAAGAGCUUCAAGUGCUUUCGCCAUUGGUACCAACACGUGAGUUCAGUGUGCUAAGAUACUGUCAGCAAAUCGAACAUGGAACUUGGGCUAUUGUAAAUGUCUCAUAUGAGCUUCCUCAGUUUAUAUCUCAUUCUCGGCCAUAUCGUUUUCCUUCUGGUUGCUUGAUUCAAGACUUGUCCAAUGGCUACUGCAAGGUUACUUGGGUUGAACAUAUUGAAAUCUCCGAGCAAGAGCCUAUUCAUGAGAUGUUUAAAGAUCAUGUCCGUGAAGGAUUAGCUUUUGGAGCUGAACGUUGGAUCGCUACUCUCCAAAGAAUGUGCGAGAGAUUCACAGCUCUACAUGAACCAGCAACAUCCUCGGUGAUUCCAUCGCCGGAAGGGAAGAGAAGUGUAAUGAAACUUGCUCAAAGAAUGGUUAGCAACUUCUGCUUGAGCGUUGGCACAUCUAACAACACUCGAUCAUCGACGGUUGUUUCGGGAAUGAACGAGUUUGGAAUCCGUGUGACUUCGUACAAGAGCCAGCACGAACCAAAUGGAAUGGUUCUGUGUGCAGCCACCAGCUUCUGGCUCCCAGUUUCUCCACUUAUCGUUUUCAAUUUCCUCAAAGAUGAACGAACUCGUCCCCAGUGGGACGUUCUAUUGAAUGGAAGUUCAGUUCAAGAAGUUGCUCAUAUCGCAAACGGUUCACAUCCAGGAAACUGUAUUUCUAUUCUUCGUGGGUUCAAUGCAUCAUCAUCACAAAACAACAUGCUGAUUCUACAAGAAAGCUGCGUAGACUCAUCAGGCUCGCUUGUGGUCUACACUCCAUUGGAUUUACCAGCACUGAACAUGGCAAUGAGCGGUCAAGACACAUCUUACAUUCCCAUUUUACCCUCGGGUUUUGCGGUUUCACCAGAUGGAAGCAAGAAUAACCAAAUCCCAGAGCUUAAAGUUGAAGGAGGAGGAGGAGGAGGUGGUGGUUCAUUGAUAACGGUUGGGUUUCAGAUAAUGGUGAGUAGUUUGCAGUCAGGAAAAUUGAAUAUGGAGUCAAUGGAGACAGUUAAUAACCUCAUCAGUUCCACUGUCCACCACAUUAAAACCACCUUGAAUUGUCCUUCAACUGCUUGAGGACGCCAUUAAUAGCUCAUUUCCCCCAUCUGAUUUCUGAUAAAGGUCAUUAAUGAUCAGAGGAGUGAAAGUUAUUAAGCACUUAUUCUACCUUCAGUGCCAGCAAAGAGUGUAAGAAAAUCAUCACUCUUCUGGUUAUCUGUCUCCUCUCUUCACUCUCUUGUUCAGUUUUUUUUUUGUGUUUGAAAUGGUAAUAUUUGGUGGGAGGUGGGAGUCAAGAACGCACCAUGCCUUUUGUGUAUGGUUCGGGCAUUGACUUCUGUUUGUUUCUUUUGUCUAGUUACAAAUUGUUUCUUGUCUAA